This is a messenger RNA of Dama dama (fallow deer), 895 nucleotides long. Its product is annotated as ATP synthase membrane subunit K, mitochondrial-like. The transcript has a single exon. NCBI's taxonomy places the organism in Eukaryota, Metazoa, Chordata, Mammalia, Artiodactyla, Cervidae. Bases 602 to 778 code for a protein of 58 amino acids. The record is from RefSeq and is a predicted model, not a curated record.
CCCCCUGGGCUGCCUCUGGACCCACUUCACACCUCUUCAGUGAGGACUCCCUGGAGCAUCUCCUACCCUCAGGAAAAUGAAUCUCACCUUUCUCUGAGCUCCUCCAGCAAUCUGCCCGUAUGCAGACACACUGACUGUGAUUGAAUGUAUAUUGCAGUUGUUCACACCUGUUAGCAUCUGUCCUUUCCUGCCUCUGCCUGAAACCCUUACCUCUGGCCCCUGCUAAACUUGAGCCUGCCUUGGGGAUGGAUCAUUUCUGGAGCCAGACUUGUGCAAACACCACAGUCCUUCAAGGGAAUGAGCCAACACCCCAACAUCAAGGAUGAGCUAUCCUUGGGGCAAAACAUUUAGCUUGGAGUCUGCUGCCAAGGGACAUCCCUGGACCACUCUGUACUCCUUCUACCCCAUUAACUGUGUAGUUUAGAACACGUACCAGUCAUCCUCACUUUCUGAUGUAAAAUAGAAGUGAAUAUAAAAUGAGGGCGUGAAGGCCCGUUUAAGGUGUGAGGGGGAGGUGGUGUCUUCCAGCGGGGUCGAGGAGCAGCAGCGUAUGGUGAAGGACAUAGGCUGUGGAGUUUGAACCCCUUGAAAGAUUGAAAUCAUGGCAGGUCCAGAAGCUGAUGCCCAGUUCCAUUUCACUGAUAUCAAAAAAUAUUUCAACUCUUACACUCUCACAGGGAGAAUGAAUUGUGUGCUGGCCACAUACGGAAGUAUUGCUUUGAUAGUCUCAUACUUCAAGUUAAGGUCUAAAAAAACUCCAGCUGUGAAAGCAACAUAAACAGAUUCUGAACUGUACAUUAUCUGUUAAGUUCCCAUGCCUGAAGAAGCUAAUGUCAUCUCAUCAUGUGAUACUCAAUUUGUACAAUAAAUUAUGAACCUGGAAAAAUAAAAAAUA